This is a messenger RNA of Pygocentrus nattereri (red-bellied piranha), 1781 nucleotides long. Its product is annotated as vexin. The coding region runs from base 64 to 612 and encodes 182 amino acids. Gene Ontology annotation, biological process: neuron differentiation; neurogenesis. Gene Ontology annotation, molecular function: protein binding. The record is from RefSeq and is a predicted model, not a curated record. Lineage: Eukaryota; Metazoa; Chordata; Actinopteri; Characiformes; Serrasalmidae. The transcript has 5 exons.
UUAUUUAAAGGAGCCCGGGAGAGUGGAGGAGAGUCAGUGUGUCCAACAGACGCAGGACUCAAGAUGCAGCACAUAUACAUGCAGAGCAAUGAACACUUUGAAGUUUUCACCACUGUCUUCUCUCCGCAAGUAAGCAGAUCAAGGCAUCGGUACAGACAUGAAGAACCAGAUAAGGUGGUGGUGACACACAAAUACGUCCCCCAGUGGCCCGAUGAAGUGGAGCUCACUCAGGGUGAAGUUAUCCAAGUCUUUUCCAAACACGAGGAGUCAAGGUGGUUUGGGCGGCUGCAGAGCGGUCAGCAGGGCUACUUCCCUGCCUCCUGUGUCAUUGAGCUGAGUCAUAAUGCAGACCAUAGGGAUGACGCCGCUAAGAAUGGACGAGGCUUACGGAGACACAGUUCAGUUCACGUUGGGGCCGCAGAGUUCCUCGGGGACUGUGCAGGUGGAGGCAGGCCGCAGCCCUCCAGGGGAGGGGAGGAGGGUCCUUUCCUGACCCUAAAGCACGAGGCCCAGGCCCCCAGCUCCCCCAGCCUGCUCCACAGGAUCCUGUCCAAACAUCGCAGGAAGAGCCACAGCCAGGGGGCCAGCAAUAGCGCCUUUGAACCCGACUGAAUCCCCCUGGUCUGCAGGACAGCCCGCCACUCAUCGCACAGCAGAAUGUCCCAUACUAAAAUGGAACAUGUUGACAAUACAUUACAUUACAUAACAGCUUGUUCUGAUAAAAGUGUUAUUUUUUUCACCAUACCUGUAUCAUUCUACCAACCACUGGUUGCUAAGCAACAAUAAUUCUUGGUUUCAUUUAAGUUGCUGAAGUCAAUAAUUUUUUUGUCGUUGGGGUGUUUUGGCAAAAAAAUUUAAAACAGAGUUGAAACAAUGUUUGGGACUCUAAAAUAACACAUUCCAUAUAAUGUUAUAUUACUUACAUAAAUUGCAUGGAUAUUAUAUAUACUGACUGCAUGGCUGCACAAUGUAUCGUCUAUUAAUCAUUAUCUCAGCAAUGGCCUUCACAAUAUAGACAUUGCAGAGAUCUGCAAUAUGCAAAUGAGCCUCUAACCAGUCACUGAAUAUUUUAUUGUGGGCUCUGAGUAUCCUGACGUCCUUCAGGUGUUCUUCUAGUGUUCUCCUGGUGUUAUUAUCAAAAAAUAAUGCAGGCUGAUCCUUUAAAAUUCUAAGAUGUGAUUACAUUUUAUUUGAAGCAAAAUGUACCGAUAUAAUUUAAAUAUAAUAUUGUGUCUAUAUAGAUCUCUGAGGUCGUGUUGUCUUUGUGUAGUCUGUGUCAUGCCCAAAAAAAGGAAAUCCAGGCCUAACACACUUUUCUCCAAAAAUUGCCAUUAUUACACCCUGUGGGGUUCUAAAGUUGAAAUGUUCCAUCUUACAUUCAUUUACCUUCAGUGUCACAGGAUCUUCAAAAAUGGAAUGACGGCUGUUAGAAAAUGACCCAGGCCGAUCCUUAACAGUCAUCACUUGUGAGCAUAUCGCAAUCGCAAUAUGUAGCCAUACAAUUGCAAUAUGGUAUUUUGCCCAUAUUAUGCAGUAGUAAUUGACAACAUACACAAUAUAUUCCAUUCUCCUUUGAGGCUCUGCUGUAUAAGGGAGCCAAUCUGGCAUGCUGAGCUAACAAGAUACAGGAGCCUCUUCUUGCUCAUAUAUCACACUAAAACUGUGAGUCUAUGUGCAGUGUUGGAGGACAUGACCAGAUCCAGUGGUAACAUGACAAAAAUGACAGAAUGGAAUAUGAAGGCACAUGCUGUAAAAACCGCGGGGUAGGAAGUCCAAGGAAA